CCACGCGACAGCUCUCCUGUUUGAUUACAGACGUCGGAGGAGUUUCGAGUCGUCGCUUCUUUCUGCGGUUUACAUUGAAGAGGUUUUACGAUGCUGAGAGGUGCACUAAAAACUGUUGGGAGCAGAUCCCAGUGCGGUGUGGAGCAACUGAUCUCUGCGCUACGCGGAGUCAGCUCAUCCUCACAACAGUUAUCUGGUUCUGGGAGAACUCAUGCUUCAUCCUGCACUGAUGGGGACCCCCCCAAAAUCCUCAUCACAGGAGGGCUGGGACAGUUAGGGGUGGGGCUUGCCUCGUUGUUGAGGAGGCGAUUUGGAAAAAACAAUGUGAUCCUGUCUGACAUCCGGAAACCACCCAACCAUAUCUACCACAGUGGUCCAUUUAUCUUCUCAGACAUCCUGGACUCUAAGAACCUCAGGGAGCUCAUAGUCAACAACAACAUCAGCUGGCUGGUUCACUACUCGGCCGUGUUGUCGGCUGUGGGGGAGAACAACGUCGCACUGGCUAAAGAGGUCAACAUCACAGGUCUCCAUAACAUAUUAGACAUAGCAACCGAACAUGGUCUGCGUGUGUUUGUCCCCAGCACAAUCGGUGCCUUUGGUCCGUCCUCGCCCAGGGACCCCACCCCUGAUCUGUGUGUGCAGAGACCACGCACCAUCUACGGUGUGUCCAAGGUUCACGCAGAGCUGAUGGGUGAGUACUACCACUACAGGUAUGGGCUGGAUUUCCGCUGCCUCAGGUAUCCAGGCAUCAUCUCAGCUGACUCCCAGCCUGGAGGAGGAACCACAGACUAUGCCGUCCAGAUUUUCCAUGCAGCUGUGAAGAGUGGUCACUUCGAAUGCAACCUGCGCAGUGACACACAGCUUCCUAUGAUGUACAUUGACGACUGUGUCAGGGCUACUCUGGAGUUCCUGGAGGCUCCGGCAGACACACUCGUCAGCCGCACCUACAACAUCAACGCCAUGAGCUUCACACCGCAGGACCUGACCCAGGAGAUCCAGAAAGUCCUGCCUGACCUCAGGGUCACCUACAACGUAGAUCCUGUCCGACAGGCUAUAGCGGACGGCUGGCCAAUGGCGUUGGAGGACAGCGCGGCAAGGCGGGACUGGGGCUGGAAGCACGAGUACGACCUCCCAGAGCUGGUGCAGACCAUGCUGACUCACAUCACUCCAGGCAACCAGGUGGCACAAGCCAACUGAGCCUUUUGCAGGAUUUCUGUAGCAACUCCAUCCAGAGCUUUACUUGAAAGUGAAUGUUACAUUGAGCAUUUUAGAGCCUUCACCAUCACACUCACACAUAAGUCCUAAAUAAACACCAACGGGUUGAUUUGACAACAUCAUUGAGCUAUAAACUUCAGUAUCUGAGGCAAAAACAUUCCAGAUCACUCCAUGUCACAUAUCUGAUUAGAUUUGUGGCUUUGCAUUCAUCUCCAUUUCUCACCAUCCGUCCUCCUCCCUGUUUUAACUCCAGCUUGUGUGCUUCAUGUGCUGCAGUCACUAUAGCAACUUACUGAACAUCAAGAGUUCUCUUUCUGAAUGUAUUAUAUGUAUGCAUAUUGUGUGUUUUAAGUAUGUUACCAGCCUGUUGUAUGCCUUAAGUGGCACUUUUGCCAUCCUCAAAAGCAGUGGGCUUUCAUCAAAGCUGCACUCUAACUGAAUAUGUACUGUAAUCAAAACAAACAGGCUUUACCGCUGCUACUGUUACUGCAGAAACUGGUAACCGUAGAUAGAAGCACUGCAGGGAUAGUUUUUACAGGUUGCUGCUUCACUUGACUUAUGUGACUUUUUCAGAAAAGGAAAGCGAGCAGAGCUGCUGGAGGAGCUGCUUGACCUUUCCACUGGGUGUUGUUUUAUUUAUAUUAAAUUAUUUCUAAUGUCCAUUUGGAAACCGCAGUCUCGGUUCUAAAUGUUUGAGUGUUGAAUCAGUUGAUGAUUAGCAGUUUUUUUGACUGCUAAAGAAGGAUAUCUGCUGUUAUGUAGGUGUGUCGAAUGACUUAAAGGGAUAUUGUAUUUUAAAUGUUUAUUUUUAAUGUAGCUUUUUUGUCAAAACUGGAGGAUAUUUGAAAAAUAAAUCCU
Messenger RNA from Stegastes partitus (bicolor damselfish), 2073 nucleotides. Its product is annotated as L-threonine 3-dehydrogenase, mitochondrial-like. NCBI's taxonomy places the organism in Eukaryota, Metazoa, Chordata, Actinopteri, Pomacentridae. Gene Ontology annotation, molecular function: L-threonine 3-dehydrogenase activity. The record is from RefSeq and is a predicted model, not a curated record. The coding region runs from base 91 to 1197 and encodes 368 amino acids. Gene Ontology annotation, biological process: L-threonine catabolic process. The transcript has 10 exons.